UCUGUACAAGGAGGCCAUGAUGGAGGAGCACCAGCCUCUUAUAUCACAGGCAGAAAAUUCCUAUAAGAAUUCUGAGGGAAACUUCAUGUUGUCACUAAAUUAUAAAACAGAAGAUGAAGACAUCAUGCAGUGCUCUUCAGGAGAAAAUCGUAAUGUACAUCCAGGACUUCACAGUACAGACCUAUCAGAUAAUCCCCCUGUUCAUGAGGAAUCAUCUGACCAAUCACAGUUUGCUACCAUAAGUGCUGGUCAGAAAGGGGGUAAAAGGUUUCAAAAGAUCACAAAAAGAUCAAAUCUUUCUACAGACAGAAGAAUUCGCACACGGCAGAAGCUGAUUUCAUGUCCAAAAUGUGGGAAAUAUUUUGCAUUUAAAUCAGGGCUUGUUCGACAUGAGAGAAGUCACACAGGAGAGAAGCCGUAUUCAUGUUCAGAAUGUGGGAAAUGUUUUACACAGAAAGCAAUUCUUGAUCGACAUGAGAGAAUUCACACAGGAGAGAAGCCGUAUUCGUGUUCAAAAUGUGGGAAAUGUUUUAUACAGAAAUUCUAUCUUUUAACACAUAAGAGAAGUCACGGAGAGAAGCAGUAUUCAUGUUCAGAAUGUGGGAAAUGUUUUAGUGAGAUCUCUGCUCUUAAUAGACAUAAGAAAAUUCAUACAGUAGAGAAACAGUCUUCAUGUUCAGAAUGUGGGAAAUUUUUUAGUGAGAUCUCUGCUCUUAAUAGACAUAAGAAAAUUCAUACAGGAGAGAAACCAUAUUCUUGUUCAAAAUGUUGGAAAUGUUUUACACAGAAAGCAAAUCUUGAUUCACAUGAGAAAAUUCACACAGGAGAGAAGCCAUAUUCAUGUUCAGAAUGUGGGAAAUGUUUUACACAGAAUUCAAGUCUUAGUGCACAUCAGAGAAGACACAGAGGAGAGAAGCCGUAUUCAUGUUCAGAAUGUGGAAAAUGUUUUUCAGAAAAAUACAAUCUUUUCACACAUAAGAGAAGUCACGGAGAGAAGCCGUAUUCAUGUUCAGAAUGUGGGAAACGUUUUACACUUAGACAAAGUCUUGUUAAACAUGCGCUAUGUCACACAGUAGAGAAGCCAAAUUCAUGUUCAGAAUGUGGGAAAUAUUUUACAGAUAAAUCAGAGCUUGUUAGACAUGAGAGAAGUCACAAAGGAAAGAAGCCGUAUUCAUGUUCAGAAUGUGAGCAAUGUUUUAAGCAAAAAUCAGAUCUUGAUAGUCAUGAGAGAAGUCACAGAAGAGAAAGGAUACGCUCACAAUUCCAGAAUUUAGACUUUGAUUUCGAUUCCAAUUAAAACCUUAACGACCCUGGACGAUAAUGCUCAUCCUAACUUGCAGGUACUUCAGGCACUAGGACGAGCAUUCUCGUCUUAGGGUUAAAACGCUGCCCCACAUGCCCUGCCGCGAUCAGCAGCAGGGGCCCUACUGUAUCUGCCAGCAUCAGUGAAAACAGCGAUAUCGGAGGAUUAACCCCCUUUAUGCCGCGGUCACGCUGACCGCGGCAUACAAGGGGCUUGCGGCAGCUUGUACAUUCCCUUCAGGUUCCCGUUCUCCGGUGACGGGGGCCCGAUGGUUGCUAUGGCAGCCCCGAUACCUUGAACAGGCAUCAGGACUGCCAGCUACAGAAGCCCAAGAGAUCCAGCCCCAGGGCUGGGUCUCCUAUGCAACUGUAAGCAUCUUAAAGUGUAAGACACUGACCGUUCAAUAUAGCACAGUAUAGAUGUAUUGUGCUGUAUUGAAACAGGGAUCAGACCCUGAAAUGUUAAAGUCCCAUAGUGGGACAAAAAAUAAAGUGAAAAAAUAAG
Bufo bufo (common toad) is the source of this 1807-nucleotide messenger RNA. RefSeq names its product oocyte zinc finger protein XlCOF6.1-like. Bases 17 to 1297 code for a protein of 426 amino acids. Lineage: Eukaryota; Metazoa; Chordata; Amphibia; Anura; Bufonidae. The record is from RefSeq and is a predicted model, not a curated record. Gene Ontology annotation, biological process: regulation of transcription by RNA polymerase II. Gene Ontology annotation, molecular function: RNA polymerase II cis-regulatory region sequence-specific DNA binding; DNA-binding transcription factor activity. The transcript has 2 exons.